This is a messenger RNA of Panicum virgatum (switchgrass), 1668 nucleotides long. RefSeq lists its product as uncharacterized. Lineage: Eukaryota; Viridiplantae; Streptophyta; Magnoliopsida; Poales; Poaceae. The record is from RefSeq and is a predicted model, not a curated record. The transcript is spliced from 4 exons. Bases 1 to 1668 code for a protein of 555 amino acids.
AUGUCUAAAAGUAAUAUGUGCACAGUCAACAGUGAUGAUGUUAAUGAAUUAGUUGAUUCCAUGAUGAACGAGCUCAUGUAUUGGCAGUCAUUUCGCAACAAUGAGAAUGAUGGAAUUAAAUGUAGUCUGAUCUACAAGGUUCUGCAAUGCAUUCGUGCAGCUGAUCCAAAUGCUUAUGAGCCGAGUGUCCUCUCUAUCGGUCCUUACCAUCAUGGGAUCCCAUCAUUAUUUCCGAUGGAGAAAGAAAAGUGGCUUUGUCUUGACUAUGUUCUUAAAUUGAACUGCAAUAGAAGUUUGUAUGACUACCUAGCAGUUAUUACAAGACUACAGAGCGAAGUAAGAUCCUGUUAUUCAGAGGAUAACAUAUUGAAUAGCCGAAUGUUUGUGGAGAUGCUGUUGCUUGAUAGUUGCUUCAUAAUUGUAUGCCUCAAUGGGAUUGAUGGAGUUAAAAUACAAGGUGUUUCUGAAGAAUAUUCUCAUGAUCAGCAUGUACUGACUGAGAUUGGUUUUGGAAAAGGCAAGGAAUCAUUGGUGGAAGGCAUACCUAAACUCUCAUGCAGAACCAAAGAGUAUAUUCCUGUUAUGAUCGAACAAGAACAUCAUGUUGAUACUCAUCAGGAUUACAAACACGGUAACAACGUGGAGACAUACUAUGGCCAGAACCAAGAAAAUAUAGAUAUGAGUCAAGAAUGGUACAAUAGUUCUGCUGUGUAUGACCUUUUGUUGUUAGAAAACCAAAUUCCAUUUUUUGUUGUCGCAAAAAUAUAUGAGCUUCUAGUUGAUGGUGAAAGAAUUGAACAUAGAUUGCUUAGUGAUAAUUUAUCAAAAUUUGUAGAAGGUAUUCUCUUACACUUCCCAUUAGCAAUUCAUGACACUGACAGGCCAAAGGAUUUCGACCAUUUGCUCCACUUAUGCUACAUGUACUUUAAGCCUUCUCAUGGUGCACGGCACAAGCACCAGCUGAAGAAAAGCAUAGGUUACUUCAAAACAAUACUAUUUUGGGUCUACAAGUUCUUUUGUAGCAAUAAUGUUGGUUCACAGGAAACUGAGGAGAUUCCACUGUCACAAGCAUACUCUGAACCUUUGAUUUCUGUUAAGGAAUUUCAGCGGUGGCGCAGAGCAGAACAAUACCAUGAAGCGGGAGUUGAAUUUAAGGCGAGGGCAUUUGACAAACACAACCCUCAUUCUCUUGUUCCAGAUGAUGUUGCGCUACUUUCCAGGAAAGGAGUUAUUGUGCACCAACUUGACAAUGAUGAAGAGGUAUCAAAUCUGUUUGCCAGACUCUUGGAAUAUAUCGUCUUUGAUUUCAGUGAUGGACGAGCUGUUGGUGAUCGACGAGCACGGACACGUGCACUGGGCGUGUUUGCACUGGGACGACUUCCUCGCCGUCUUUGGGAGCUGUUGAGUGCAGUCGGGUACCCCCAGCCGCCGCUCUACGAGGGCCACGACUUCGUGGAGAGCGGACUGCGCCGUUGUAGUGUCACGAUAGUGAUUCCGCAGCACGCACUCAACAGGUGGGAGCCGAUCGUGACCCAGAUCUUCCUUAGUCAGGCCACAGCUCAGCUUGUUGACCAGGCUCAGGCUUUGCACCUGACUGUCCAGCUGAGGGACGAGCAGCUAUGUGAGGCUAGCGACGAGCUCGAGAGCAGGGGCGCUCUGAUCGCCUAG